CUUCAUACAGGGAGGGUUUAUUUUUAAGCAGACAGGAAGCUUUCUGAGGAUCUAAUGAAAAACUCAGCAAUCAUGCAGAGUUGUUGGUUAUAAAGACUCAUUGGUUAACAAGGCAUCUCUUCAUUGUCUCUGUUCGUUUAAUGUCUGCAAAGAGCUUGAUCUGCUUGGGUUUUCUCUGUGCUGUUGUAACCGUAGAUCCUUCUAUCUGUGCUGGACAGCGUCCAGGCGGCGAGCCUCCUCACCCUGCCCUGCCGUGCCCUGCCGCCAGGCCGCCUCAGCUACUGGAUCUUCGUUCAGAGGAACGCCUCUUUGGUGGCUGUGACAGGGGGAAUUAGGCGAGAGAUGCGGGCCCACUUGCCCUGCGUAGGGGCUUAUCUUGGGCUAAGCUGAGGGACUAAUAGCAAAGCCUGCCUUCGUUCCAGUCGGUUUGAGGGCACAGGGAGCCAUCUGUCCAGUCUGUGGAUCACUGAAAAACAAAGGGAGCAAACACUGAACACACACUUGAAACUAAAAGGCCAUUCAUUUCAUAGAUACCAGAACCAAAGAAGAGGAGCAAGAAUUUCUCUCACACAAGAAUAUUUACCUUAAAGAUCUAAAAUACAACAAUGUCCGACAAAGAAGAGGUGGCCUUGGAUAGCAGUCUGAACGUCACACUAACGCUGAGGCUGCUGAUGCAUGGAAAGGAAGUGGGCAGCAUAAUUGGAAAGAAAGGAGAAACGGUAAAGAAGAUGAGGGAGGAGAGUGGCGCUCGCAUCAACAUAUCCGAGGGAUCAUCUCCUGAGAGGAUAGUGACAAUCACGGGACCUACAGAGGGAAUCUUCAGAGCUUUCUCCAUGAUUGCGCAGAAGUUUGAAGAGGAUAUCACUGCAGCGAUGACAAACAGCAACGUGACAAGCAAACCACCUGUGACACUUCGUCUGGUUUUCCCAGGGAGCCAGUGUGGCUCACUCAUUGGUAAAGGAGGCUCCAAGAUCAAAGAGAUCAGGGAGACCACGGGCGCUCAGCUUCAGGUGGCAGGAGACAUGCUGCCGGACUCUACAGAGAGGGCGGUCACAAUCUCCGGCACUCCACAGGCCAUCACUCAGUGUGUGAGGCACAUCUGCUCGGUGAUGCUGGAGUCUCCACCUAAAGGAGCAACUAUUCCUUACCGUCCUAAGGUCCUUCCUGGCGCAGCUCAUGCAGUGUUGGCACCACAGCACUCUGCACAAGCAUUUGCAAUUCCAGGACAGUAUGCAUUUGCGCAUCAAGAUUUGACCAAGCUUCACCAGUUGGCUAUGCAGCAUAUCCCCCUCCCUUCCCUUGGGCAGAGCAACCCUACCUUUCCUGGAUUUGAUGCUUCUGCACCCACGAGUACACAGGAACUGGCAAUACCUAAUGAUUUUAUUGGCUGCAUAAUUGGAAGACAAGGCAGCAAGAUCAAUGAGAUUCGCCAGGUCUCUGGUGCUCACAUCAAAAUUGCCAGCGCCACUGAUGGCUCAGCCAUGCGCCAAGUCACGAUCAGCGGCUCGCUGGCCAGCAUCGGCGUGGCCCAGUACCUCAUCAACGCCAGCUUAGAGAUGGCUAAAUACACCAUGCAGGUUGCAUCCUCCGCGACCCCAGUUGACCUCAACAUGAGCUUCUCUCAGAAUGCCUCCACCGCCUCCACUGCCGCGACCUCCAUGGCUGUCCUGGCGGCCACCACCCCAACCCCCUCCAUUAACGUUCACUCCCCCUCCAUCCAGAGCCCACACUACGCCCUUCCUGUUUCCAGCCUGCUUGGCAUGAAAGGUCUCUCUGUCCUGACCGUCCAUCCAGCGGCAGCUUCCGGCCUAACUCAGGGUUUAACCCCUUACACUGCAAAAAUGCCGACCUCUGGUUCGAAAAAAUCUGAGCGUCAGAAGUUUUCUCCUUAUUGAUGCUGCCUCGUUAAGUCUAUAGGGCCAGUCAGAAAGUUACAUACACUUUUUUGGGUGAGUCUAAAAUAUAAAUAAAUCCCCACUGAAACAUCAGUGGGGAUUUAUUGCAGGCAUAAUUCUGGCUGGAGGUUUCGCCACUCUUUUUUUUUAUAAUGAAUGGUAAAGUUCAUUCAGUUGAGCUGGUUUUCUGGCACAGAUCUAGCUCCACGAAUUUUCCAAGGGCUUGACGUUUUCACACUUUAUCCAUUCCAAAACCAGUUUUGUUGUAUGUUUGUGAUCAUUGUCCUGUUGGAUAACCUAGUUACAUCCAAGUUUUAUUUGUCUAGCUGAAUUGAUAAGUAGUCCCCCCCCCCUUCACUGUGCAAUGCACCAGCACCCACUGGCACCAAAAACAUCCCCAAAGCAUGAUGCUACCACCUUCAUACUUUACAAAUACUACAUUGUUUUUAGCUUUAAAACCUUAACCUUGACUCCUCCAUCGUUGACAUCAUUGUGGCCAAACAGCUCAAUCUUUGCCUCGUCUACUUAUAAACCUUUUCUUCAGAAGGCAUGUGGCUUGUCCAUGUUGUAAAUUUCAGAUUAGCUUGAAAGCAUUUUUUGUUAUGUCUUAUGUUGAUGUCAAACUGGUUUCACUGUUGACAGUGACAGUAGUGUUCUAGCAUCUUCCAGUUUAUGAUAAGCUUGAGACUUGUUGGUUUUUGGAGUGUUACUUAGCAUCCUAACCACAUGGAUCUCAAACUACUGUUUAAGUACCACAGAUGGUACCUGAGGUGCCAUCAGGGUACCAAUGUUUUACAAGUGAAAUUAGCUGUAAUGUAGAACUAAUCAGUCGAAUCAGUCAAGUUGAUUAUGAUUGAAAAAGGAAUCACUUUUGAGAAAAACAGAUACUUCUUAAAAGAGAAGUGCACUGGAGGAUAAUUAUAGUAACCCCUCUUGGCAAAACAGACAACAGGUAAUGAAAAAUAAGUUCUGCAGGGUUUUUAGGCUAUGUUUACCUCUAAAUUCAGAACCUAGGUUUCUAAAUAGCUAUAACCCCAACUUACCCAUGUUCUACUUGUGGGGAAACACAAUAACUCAGUUAGCUGUUAUCAGCAAUGCAAGCAAACAGAAACAUGUCUCUGCAUUUCAUAAAAACAUAAAAAAUCACAUUCAUAAAUAGACAUUGUGCAGUACUGUGUGUGCAGGAGAUUUAAUAAGGUACAAAGUGCCAUGCAAGCAAAUUAUCUGUUAUUUACUGCAGCUACAGCUAGGUUUAAAUCAAAUAGCUGCCAUAUUGGAAUUUAAAGUCAGGGUUAGUGGGAACUUUAUCUUUCCCAUUUGGAAUACCAACUUUAAACGGCCCACCUAUUUAUUUUACCAACCUAGAAUCUUUUAUUUUAAUUUUUAAGGAAACAAUGUUUUCUAUUCUUGUGACAAAAUAAAAAGAAAAUGCCAAACUCCUCUUGUUCUACCGUGUACAAAGUCUUGACAGUAUGGUAGUAGUUGGUAAACUUUGUAUUAGUGAGGUGGUAGUGGUUGAGAACCACUGUCCUAACUAGUUUCUUUUCAUCAGACAUGGUGGUUUGGGUCAAAUAGUUGAAACUUGGUCACAGUUGGGUGUUCCAGCAGGACAAUGAACCCAAACACACAUUCAAACUAGUUUUUGGAAUAAAUAAAACAAGCCAACAUUAAGCUUCUGGAAUGUUCUUCCUAAAACUAAAAACAAUCCUAUUGAGAUCCAUGACUGGAAACCAACCAAGUUAAAUGAACUCUAGCAAAAGUUGGUCAUUGACACUCAACCAGAUACAACCCUAAUUCCAAUGAAGUUGGGAUGUUGUGUAAGAAAUAGAUAAAAACAGAAUACCAUGAUUUGCAAAUCCUGUUCAACUUACAACUGAGUCCAAUACAAAGACAAGAUCUUUAAUGUUCAAACUGAUCAAUUUUUUUUUUUUGUGUAAAUAGUCAGUCACUUUGAAUUUGAUGCUUUCAACAGGUUCCAAAACAGCUGGGACAGGUGCAGCAAAAGACUGGGAAAGUUGAAGCUUGCUCAAAAAACCCCUGUGUUGAUCAUUCCACAGGAGAACGGGUUAAUUGGAAAGCCAAAGCCAUGUAUUAAUGCUGAAAAUUUAUGCCAUUAAUGCUGAAAGGGACAUUCAGGUUUUGGGGAAACAUCUGCUGCCAUCCAAAUGACUUUUCAGGGACGUCCCUGCUUAUGUCAGCAAGACCAUCCCAAGCCACGUUCUGCAGGUGUUCUAACAGCGUAAAAGAGCGCAGGAACUAGACUGGCCUGCCUACAGUCCAGAUCUGUCACCCAUUGAAAAUGUAUGUUGCAUUAUGAAGCCCACACUACCACAACGGAGACAGUUGACUGUUGUUGGACUGUUGAGCACCUGAAGUUGUACAUCAGGCAAUAAUGGGAAAGAAUUCCACCUACAAAGCUUCAACAACUAGUCCUCAGUUCCCAAACGCUUGAGUGCUGUUAGAAGGAAAGGUGAUGUUACACAGUGGAAAACAUGUUCCUGUCUCAGCUCUGUUGCAAUGUGUUGAAGGCAUUCAAUUCAAAAUGAAUCAAUAUUUGCAAAAAACAAUAAAGUUUAUCAGUUUGAACAUCAAAUAUCUUGUCUUUGAUUUUAUUGCAUAUAGGUUGAACGGGACUUGCAAAUCACUGAGUUCUGUUUUUAUUUAUGUUUUACAAAACGUCCAACCUUCAUUGGAAUUGGGGUUGUAUUAUUAGUGGUGUAUGUAUACAUUGGAGCUUGUAUGUAUAAUUUUGAACAAUCAAUAAAUUCAAACACGUGUAGCCAGCUCUAUGUUUUUAAAACUAAGUGUAGACAGCACGGUGGUGCAGUUGAUAGCACUGUUGGGUCUUUCGGCACGGAGCUUGCAUGUUCUCCUUGUGCAUGUGUGGGUUCUUUCUGGGUACUCCGACUUCCUCCCGCAGUCCAAAAACACGACUGUUAAGUUAAUUGGUACCUCUAAAUUGCAUUGCAUUGUAUAUGCAGGUAUGUGUGUUUGUGUGCAUGGUUGUUCGUCCUGCAUGUCUCUGUGUUGCCCUGUGAAGGAUUGGCGACCUGUCAAAACCCAAUGAACACUGGAGACAGGAACCAGAUCCCACACAACCCUGCACGGACACGUAUGGAUGGAUGGAUGGAUACAAAAAGGAAAAAAAGAGUUCAAAUAAAUAAUUAAAAACCUCAAAUUAACAUGAGACUCAUUCUUACCACGAGUGGCUGUAAACGUCUGACCAGCUCUGUCCUCAGUGUAUCUUCCUGAUAAGACUUUAUUAAAAGAUGACAGAUAGUUUAAGAUUAACAUAUAGGCUUGAGAACAGCAUGUUCUGGUGUGAUAGAUAUUUUCAGGUGUUCUAUUUGUUUUCCAUAAACCAGGAGGAUAUUAGACUCACACUGAAAUGACAGUAGUAUUAAAACACUUCUGCUGUAAUUAAAAGAGGUAAAUAAUAACAUCGUGAUGUCAUAUGAACAUGCAUAAUAAUUAAAGUAGAUAACUCAGGCUUUUAUUAGUAUCCCAGGGAAUAUAUAUAUAUAAACAUAUAUGUAUUUAUAUACAUAUACUGUGUAUUAAAUGGCUUCAUGAGCUUUAAAGUAGCACUUACUCCAGAAGAAGGACUUUCCAUAAAGUGUUGUCGUAGUUUUCUAUCUGUGUAACUUUCUUUCAAUUAGAGGUUGCCACCUAGUAUCAGAAGGGUGUGGUGCUUUAAAAGGAUAUAAAAAUGGUUUGCUUUGUGCAGUAGAAGUGAAUGUUUGUAGUAUUUUUAAUGAAGAUUGCCCUCUUGUGUUAUGUGUCCCUCCUUGUUUUGCUGUGGUCUCUCAUCAGAGUUAACAGGCUUGGAGGUACUGGUGUUGCGUUGCAAUGUUGCUGGCUCUGAUGGGAUUAUCUUAAAGCCACAAUUGACUCACAGUUGAAUUCACUCCACCCAAUAAUCCUGUAGAGCAGGACUGGCCUAUUAUGUAUUUACUGGUUCGGUACGGCCUGUUGCUUGUUCUCCAGCAUAAAAGCAAGGAGAAGUCUCAGCAUCUGAAACUGAGCGCUCAUCAGUUAUUUUAAGGAAUGUUUUAUUCAUCUUUCUGAUGUGGGUCUUCACUCAAAAAAUGCAUAUUUGUAAGAUUUGUAAAUAAAAUGACAUGGAAAUAAAUGGAACUUUUUAUGAAUGCA
Molecule: messenger RNA, 6047 nt
Organism: Girardinichthys multiradiatus
Lineage: Eukaryota; Metazoa; Chordata; Actinopteri; Cyprinodontiformes; Goodeidae
Exons: 13
Coding region: 606-1895 (429 amino acids)
Biological process (GO): negative regulation of mRNA splicing, via spliceosome
Cellular component (GO): nucleus; cytoplasm
Molecular function (GO): mRNA binding
Source: RefSeq, a predicted model, not a curated record